AUGGUUAAAUUAGAUGAUGACUUAAAGUCAAAUACAAUUAGAUUACCCGAAAAAUUGUUGAAUCAAGUUUUAAUUAAUAAUUAUGAAAAUAACGAUAAUGAUGAAAGAUUUCGUAAGAAAAGAAAAGGUGGUCCAAAUAUAUCAAGAAAAGACAAGAGAAAACAGGAAAGAGAGUUGAAAAAGCAAAAAAGGGCAAAGAAACCAAAUCAGAUCACAAAGGACAAGAUUACCUAUAACAAACUGGAGAAAAAAGGCAAAAGUCCGAAAAAUGUAAAAUUUGCAACCAAAAAUGAAGACGAAAAUGAUGAAGAAGAUCCUAUGGAAGCAUUAAGAAAGUUAAAAGAGAAGAAAAAUGGAUCCAAUAAGAAAUCAGAAAUACGAGUAGUUAAAGAGGAUGAUUUACAAGAUGAUGAUUUAUCGGAUUUUGACGGAGAUGAGAAUUUUGAUGAGGAUGACAUAGAAGAAGAUCCACUAGAAGCAUUAAAAAAGUUAAAAGAGAAGAAAAAUGGAUCUAAGAAACCAUCAGAAGUUAGAAUAGUGAAGGAGGAUGAUUUACAAGAUGACGAUUUUUCAGAUUUUGAUGAAGUAGAUGAAGAUAUAGAAGAAGAUCCACUAGAAGCAUUAAGAAAGUUAAAAGAGAGAAAGAAUACAUCCAAGAAAAAUUCUGAAGUUAAAAUAGUAAACGAGAAUGAAUUAGAUGAUGAAGAAGAUGACUUUUUCAAUUUUAAGGAAGAAGAAGAACCUAUAAAACCAUCAAAAAAAGAAAAGAAGACACAAAAGAGCGAGAAACCAGUUUUACCACCACAAGAUAGAGAUUUGUUUAGACAGGACGAUGAAGAUAUUGAAUAUUAUGCUAAGAAAUUGGGUUUAAAGAAUGGUAAAAAAUCAAAAUUGACUAAAGUAGACGAAAAUGAUGAGAUAGGUGGUUUAUUAGACGGUUUAGAUUUAGACUUUGAAUCAGAAGAAGAAGAAGAAGAAGAAGAAGAAAAAGAAGAAGAAGAAUCUGAAGAAGAAGAAUCGGUGGUACCAGCUGGUAAAAGAAUUUUUGAACAGGAUGAUGAUGAUAUAGAAUAUCAUGCCAAAAAAUUAGGUUUGAAGAAUGGCAAAAGAUCAAAAUUAUCAAAAGAAGAUGAAUUUGAUGAAAUAGGUGGAUUAUUAGAUGGAUUGGAAUUUGAUUUUGAGAAAGAAGACAAUGGAGAAACUGAAGAAGCUGAACAAUCUGAACAAUCUGAAUCCGAAUCAGAGCCAGAUGAUGAAGCAAGACAAAAAGAAAAUCCAUGUGUUGCACCAGGUACAGAUGAACCGAUAGAAGGAGAAUUAACAACUACUCAAAAAUAUAUUCCACCUGCAUUACGUAAAAAAAUGGCAUUAGAACAAGGAAAUCAAGUAUCUGAAGAGACAUUACAAUUACGUAAAUCAAUUAAAGGUCCAUUGAAUAAAUUAUCAGAGGCAAAUAUAGGUACAAUAGUAAAUGAACUACAAAGGUUAUAUAUGUCAAAUCCAAGACAAAUUUUAAAUGAAGAAAUAACUUCAAUUAUAUUAGAUUCUAUAAUUCAACAGGGGAGAAUAUUAGAUACAUUUGUUUAUUUACAUGCUUGUGUUAUUGUUGCAUUGUAUAAAUUACAGGGUAUUGAUUUUGGUGCAUAUUUCAUUCAAGAAUUGAUUGAAAAAUUUGAGAAAUAUAAUCAAGAAGCAAGUAAAUCUAAAGAAUCAUCUAAUUUAAUAUCACUUUUAAGUUCACUAUACACAUUUCAAUUAAUUUCAUCUAAACUAUUAUAUGAUAUAAUUAAAAAUUUGAUAACUGAUUUAAAUGAAAAUAAUGCUGAUAUUUUACUAAGAUUGACUAGAAAUUCAGGUAAUCAAAUGAGAUCAGAUGAUCCUUCAUCCUUGAAAGACAUUGUAAUUUUAAUAAAUGAGAAAUAUGCCAAUUUACCAAAAGAGUUAAACAAUACAAGAAUUCAAUUUUUAAUUGAAACUAUCUCAUCUUUAAAAAACAACAAACUUAAAAUCCUAAAUGAAGCCAAUCAUCAAUUAACCAUCAGAUUAAAGAAAUUUCUCGGUGGAAUAAGUAACAUCACCGAUCCAAUACAAGUCAAUCUUGAAGAUAUUCAUAAUGUUUCAACUAGAGGUAAAUGGUGGUUGAUUGGUUCAGCAUGGAAAGGAAAUGACGAGGAGAAAUUUGUUCAAGAUGUAGAUACAACUGCAAUGAAUGAUAUUAUUGACACUGCAGAACCUAACUGGAUGGAAUUGGCAAAGUUACAACGUAUGAAUACUGAUAUACGUAGAGCUAUAUUUAUUUCCAUAAUGUCUGCAAAUGAUUAUAUUGAAGCCAUGACGAAAUUGGAUAAAUUAAGUUUGAAAAGGUCACAAGAACGUGAAAUUCCAAGAGUUUUAACUCACUGUGCAAUUAUGGAACCUUCAUAUAAUCCAUACUAUGGUGUACUUGCAAAUAAAUUAUGUGAUUCUCAUUCAUUUAGAAAAACUUUUCAAUUUAUGUUUUGGGAUUUAGUUAAAGAAUUAGAUGGAAUGAGUGAAGAAUCACAAUUUAAUGAAGAUGACGAAGAGACAAAACUUCGUAAAAUAUUGAACUUGGGAAGAUUUUAUGGUUCUUUAUUAGCUGAAAAUUCAAUACCAUUGCAUAAUUUAAGAACAAUUAAUUUUUUGACACUAAGCUCAGAUACUCAAUUAUUGUUAGAAGUGUUAUUCGUUAGUUUUUUUGAUCAAAUUGGUAAGAGAUCAAAGAAAAAUUCAGUUGGUGCUGGUAUGAAAUCAAUUAAAGGUGAUAUGAUAGCUGUGAAAUUUGAUGAUAAAAUUCUAGUUGAACGAGUAAUUAAAGCAAAGGAUCAAACUACAUUAUUAAGAGGAUUACAAUAUUUCCUACAAGAGAAAGUCAAAUCUAGUGAUGUCAUAAAUGGACAAAAACAGAUAAUGAGAGUCAAGUGGGGAGUAGAUGCUAUGUUUGAUAUAAUUGAUGAAUUUUUAAGAGAUGCUGAAUAA
Insectozyma verbasci is the source of this 2997-nucleotide messenger RNA. NCBI's taxonomy places the organism in Eukaryota, Fungi, Ascomycota, Pichiomycetes, Serinales, Debaryomycetaceae. The record is from the annotation of a GenBank genome assembly.